Messenger RNA from Xenopus tropicalis (tropical clawed frog), 2471 nucleotides. Its product is annotated as oocyte zinc finger protein XlCOF6-like. The transcript is spliced from 3 exons. Gene Ontology annotation, cellular component: nucleus. The record is from RefSeq and is a predicted model, not a curated record. Bases 411 to 2471 code for a protein of 686 amino acids. Lineage: Eukaryota; Metazoa; Chordata; Amphibia; Anura; Pipidae. Gene Ontology annotation, biological process: negative regulation of cell differentiation; negative regulation of transcription by RNA polymerase II.
GAAGCUACCCAGCAUGCACUGCUCUCAGCCACUCACUCACUGUCAGUUCUAUUCAGUAACAAGUAGAAAGCAGUAAAACUCUGCAGGCAGAUCCACUGAGCUCUGUAAUCCCAUUUCCCUUUAUUCUGGUGCCCACAUGCGGCUGCUCCUGCACUGCCAGCUCUCCUGAUCUGCAUCUGCCCACCAGCAAUAUGGCCGCCUCUCUGGGGCAGGGACAACUCUGAGAGGGAAGCCAUUGUUUGAUUGGUCUGAAACCGAACCAGCUCAUUGGCUAAAGGGCGGAGCUGCCUUCCCAGGGGGAGGGGCGAGAGAUCUUUGUGCUUCUGUGUUUACCCAGACCGGAUAGAGGGAAAGGCUGAACCCUUCCUGUAACUGCCUUAUUCUGUGUCCCUGGGCUGCUGGGGGGGUACAUGAAGGCGGAACCCAAUUUAGACUCUGCUGAACUGCCCAAACCAGAGACUGACUCGGAGUCCGGCACAAGAGAUGGCGAUUGCUUAACAAGCUCUGAUGGAUCAGGUUUUAUCUGCUAUAAGUGUGGGGAAACCUUCACUGUGAAUAGCCAUCUUCUCGCCCACCUCUGUGGGACACACGGGGGAAUUUGUGCAGGGGAGAAACCUUCCACCUGUUCAGAACGUGGAAAAGGUUUUACUGAAAAGAGCAACCUUCAGGUACAUUUGAGAAAUCACACUGGGGAGAAACCAUUCACCUGCACAGAAUGUGGGAAAGGUUUUACUUCCAGAGGGAAACUUCAAUACCACCAACAGAUUCACACAGGAGAGAAACCAUUCACUUGUUUAGAAUGUGGGAAACAUUUUACUGACAAGAGCAACCUUCACAGGCAUGAGAGAACUCACACUGGGGAGAAACCAUACACCUGUACAGAAUGUGGGAAAUGUUUUACUAAUAAGAGUUCCCUUAAAUGCCACCAAAUAAGUCACAUUGGUGAGAAACCAUUUACCUGCACAGAAUGCGGGAAAUGUUUUACUACAAAGAACUACCUUCACAUACAUUUGAGAAUUCACACUGGUGAGAAACCAUUUACCUGCACAGAGUGUGGGAAAAGCUUUACAUUAAUGUCCAGCCUUCGUUUACAUUUGAGAAUUCACACUGGGGAGAAACCAUUCACCUGCACAGAAUGUGGGAAAUAUUUUACUUCAAAGAGUGAACUUAACAAACAUUUGAGAAAUCACACAGGGGAGAAACCAUUCACCUGCACAGAAUGUGGGAAAGGAUUUACUUCCAGAGGGAAACUUCAAAACCACCAAAAGAUUCACAUAGGGGAGAAACCUUUCACUUGUUUAGAAUGUGGGAAACAUUUUACUGACAAGAGCAACCUUCACAGGCAUGAGAGAACUCACACUGGGGAGAAACCAUUCACCUGUACAGAAUGUGGGAAAUGUUUUACUAAUAAGCGUUCCCUUAAAUGCCACCAAAUAAGUCACAUUGGUGAGAAACCAUUUACCUGCGCAGAAUGUGGGAAAGGUUUUACUGAAAAGACUAAACUUAAAUGCCACCAAAAAAUUCACACUGGGGAGAAACCAUUUACCUGCACAGAAUGUGGGAAAAGCUUUACCUUAAUGUCCGGCCUUCGUGUACAUUUGAGAAUUCACACUGGGGAGAAACCAUUCACCUGCACAGAAUGUGUGAAAGGUUUUACUACAAAGAGUGAACUUAACAAACAUUUGAGAAUUCACACAGGGGAGAAACCAUUCAUCUGCACAGAAUGUGGGAAAGGAUUUACUUCCAGAGGGAAACUUCAAAACCACGAAAAGAUUCACACAGGGGAGAAACCAUUCACCUGCACAGAAUGUGGGAAAGGAUUUACUUCCAGAGGGAACCUUCAAAACCACCAAAAGAUUCACACAGGGGAGAAACCAUUCACUUGUUUAGAAUGUGGGAAACAUUUUACUGACAAGAGCAGCCUUCACAGGCAUGAGAGAACUCACACUGGGGAGAAACCAUUGACCUGUAGAGAAUGCGAGAGAGGUUUUGCUACAAAGCAUGAACUUAACACACAUUUGAGAACUCACAACGAGGAGAAACCUUUCACCUGUACAGAAUGUGGGAAAGCUUUUGGUAGACAAACCCACCUUCACACGCACCAGAGAAUUCACACUGGGGAGAAACCAUUCACUUGUACAGAAUGUGGGAAAGGUUUUAUUACAAAGUGUGAACUUAACACACAUUUGAGAAUUCACACAGGGGAGAAACCAUUCACCUGUACAGAAUGUGGGAAAACUUUUACUACAAAGAGCCACCUUCACAGACACCAGAGAAUUCACACUGUGGAGAAACCAUUCACCUGUACAGAAUGUGGGAAAGGUUUUAUUACAAAGCGUGAACUUAACACACAUUUGAGUACUCACACAGGGGAGAAACCUUUCACCUGUACAGAAUGUGGGAAAUGUUUUACUGAAAAGCACGACCUUCAUCUACAUGAAAGAAUUCACUCCGGGGAGAAACCGUUUUAG